CCGGCCCGGCCGGACACGCGCGGACGCCCCGCCCCGGCCAGACACGAGCGGAGGCAGCCAUGGCCGAGUCCGAGCUGCAGCUGGUGGCGCGGCGCAUCCGCAGCUUCCCCGACUUCCCCAUCCCGGGCGUGCUGUUCAGGGACAUCUCGCCGGUCCUGAAGGACCCCGACUCCUUCCGCGCCUGCAUCAGCCUCCUGGCCAGUCACCUGAAAAAGACCCACGGCGGCAAGAUCGACUACAUCGCCGGCCUAGACUCCCGAGGCUUCCUGUUCGGUCCCUCCCUGGCCCAGGAGCUCGGUGUGGGCUGCGUGCUCAUCCGAAAGCAAGGGAAGCUGCCAGGCCCCACUGUGUCUGCCUCCUACACACUGGAAUAUGGGAAGGCUGAGCUGGAGAUCCAGAGAGACGCCCUGGAACCGGGGCAGAAGGUUGUUGUCGUGGACGAUCUGCUGGCCACUGGCGGAACCAUGCGCACCGCCUGUGAGCUGCUGGGCCAGCUGCAGGCCGAGGUGCUGGAGUGCGUGAGCCUGGUGGAGCUGACCUCGCUGAAGGGUAGGGAGAAGCUGGGGACUGUGCCCUUCUUCUCUCUCCUGCAGUAUGAGUGAGCCCUGCUGGCCACCAGGGGGCACUGGCCAUCCGCCUGGACUCUCUUCUAACCCUGGUUGGGUGACUCUCCAGCCCGGGGCCUCCACCUGGGGUCCUUCCUGCAGAUUCUGCAAGUGCCAGCACCUGGGGCUGAUGGCCCAGGGCAGAGCCCAGCCCAGGCCACUGCAGGUCCAUUUACAGUGAACCAGGACCAUGAAUAAACAACUUGGCUAAA
Molecule: messenger RNA, 817 nt
Organism: Equus quagga
Lineage: Eukaryota; Metazoa; Chordata; Mammalia; Perissodactyla; Equidae
Gene: APRT
Product: adenine phosphoribosyltransferase
Exons: 5
Coding region: 60-602 (180 amino acids)
Biological process (GO): adenine salvage; AMP salvage
Cellular component (GO): cytoplasm
Molecular function (GO): adenine phosphoribosyltransferase activity; adenine binding; AMP binding
Source: RefSeq, a predicted model, not a curated record